This is a messenger RNA of Oryza brachyantha (malo sina), 2149 nucleotides long. Its product is annotated as transmembrane protein 45A. The transcript has 2 exons. Bases 838 to 1770 code for a protein of 310 amino acids. The record is from RefSeq and is a predicted model, not a curated record. Lineage: Eukaryota; Viridiplantae; Streptophyta; Magnoliopsida; Poales; Poaceae.
ACCUCAUUCACUCCACCCCCCACCGCACCGCGCCGCGCCCUCGCCACGGCGCGUCAGGUCGCCGCUCCCCGUGUCGCGCCCGUGCGCCCCCCCGGUACCCGUGCUCGUGCGACGCCGACCGAGGCAGGCGGCCGUGCGUGCCGCGACGCAGCAAAGAGGAAGAGCAAGCGACAGAGCGCAGCAGACAAGGCAGGCGAUCCCAGAGCGCGCCGCGCCGUGUCGAGCAGACGAGCACCGCCCUCCUCCUCCCAACGCCUUCUCCUCCACCUGUACGACGGCUACUUGUACAGGCGACUCUAGAGAGAGAAACAUGAGAGAGUGAUCGUGCCUGAUCGAUCUGAUCGAGAGAGAGAGAGGGGUUGGGCAGUAGCCAUCCAUCGUCUUCAUCUCCCAAGAAAAAAAGGAAACAGAGCAGAGCAAAGCAGAGCGGAGUCGAGCAAGAUUGCAAGAAAGCGGAAUCUCAUCACUCCCUCCCUCGCCUCACUCACGUACGUGCGAUCUCUCCCUCUCCCUCGCCCGCUCCCCGCUUUACGCUUUCUCGGUCUCCCCUCCCCAUCAUAAAGCAAUGAUUCCGUCUAGGUCGCUCGCGCCUCGCCACCCUGUUUGAUUCCCGCUCCUCCUCCUCCGCCGCCGAGGACGACUCGAAUCUUGGACGGCGGCGGCGGGCGCGCCGUGUUUCCUGGUGGUAACGAUCGGCGACCCGUUCUUUCAGGACUCCGGCUCGCGGGCGGCGCGGCGGAGUCAACGCCGGUGAUCCGGCCGGCGCCCGCGGAGAUCCAGGCGCGCCGCGGCAGCAGGUAGCUCGCUCGCCGGGCGGGGGCAGGUCGGUCGAUCGGGAUGGGGUCGUUCAAGGGCCACGUGCUGCCGGGGACGCUGUUCCUGGCGGUGGGGGCGUGGCACGUGUGGGCGGCGGCGGCGAGGUUCGCCGCCGACCCGUCCAGGUUCCGGCUGCGGGCGUGGAACCCCGUGGAGGGGGCGCCGUCGUUCCUGGGCGGGCGGAGGGCGCGCCACCUCGAGCUCUAUGUCGUCGCCGGCGGCGCCUUCCUCGACAUGUGCGUCGAGGUGCUCUACUCCACCCACCUCCGCAUCUUCGCCGACGGCGGCAUCAACCCGGCCCACCUCAACGACCUCGAGCACGGCGGCAUGCUGCUCAUGUUCUUCCUCUUCGGCGCCCUCGCCCUCCUCUCCCAGAAGACCAGGUACCUGCCGUUGCCGGAGGGGGCGCUGUGCCUGGUGGCGGCGACGGCGUUCACGGCGGAGAUGCUGCUCUUCUACUUCCACUCCACCACCCACCAGGGCCUGGAGGGCUACUACCACUACCUCCUCGUCGUCGUCGUCGCGCUCUGCAUCGCCACCACCGUGCUGGGCGCGCUCCUGCCGGCGAGCUUCCCCGUCGACAUCGGCAGCGGCGCCGUCAUCACCCUCCAGGGCCUCUGGUUCUACCAGACGGCGUUCACGCUCUACGGGCCCAUGCUGCCGGCGGGCUGCCGCCGCGACGCCGACGGCCACAUCGACUGCCACACCCACGCCGCCCAGGAGCGCGCCGAGCAGCUCGCCAACUUCCAGCUCUUCGGCCUCGUCUUCCUCGUCUGCGCCUACGCGCUCGGGUGCUUCGCCGUCGCCGCCGCGAGGUACGGCCACCCGGACCUGAAGGCGCUGCACGACAAGUACGUCGCCGCCAUGGAGCUCCACCCGCUCGCCGGCGCCGGCGACGCCGAGGGGGACAGAUUCGUCGGCUCGGCGCUGCCGCUGGAUGACAGCGCGAUCUAAGCCGGCGACCUCGCUGUCCGUCGUCGUCGCCGUCGUCUUCUUGGAUUUGGGAUUACAAGGGGAUUACAAGGAGUUCAGAUCACCACGAGGAGAUUAGGAGAUUGCAGAUUAUUUGGGAUUAACCACUAUAAAAAACACAAUUCAUCAUUGGAAGUUUGAACUUUGAUAGUUGCUUGAUUGAUUUUUCUUUUUUUUGUGAUUAUUACGUGGUGUUUUACAUCUGGAUUAUGAUUUUUACUGCUGAUCAGUGCAGAGGUUUUGUCUUGUACAUUCAAUGGGUUAUGGAUGAACAUUGCACAGGAGUAAAACUGUCAUUGAUGUAAAAAAGAAGACAUUAGAAUUUUAAAACUGUUUUUAGACCAGUUCUUUGAUAUGAUCA